Molecule: messenger RNA, 5631 nt
Organism: Cinara cedri
Lineage: Eukaryota; Metazoa; Arthropoda; Insecta; Hemiptera; Aphididae
Source: the annotation of a GenBank genome assembly
AUGUUGCACGCGGUACUGUGUCUGUCGCUGGCCGCUGCGGUGUUCCCGGUCAGCCCGUCGACGGCCGAAGGUGAGUGCGUCUGGUUUUUAUUCUUGGUGCUGAGCGUUCUCGGUUUUACCAUUACGUUAUUAAUAUUAUCAUGUUAAUAAUUAAGACGUGUUUUACUUUUUCGUGUCUGCUAAUAACGCACAUUUUUUACUGGAAAUAUCGCUCCGAUCGCUUAACUUCAGGAUAGUUGUUAAGUAGUGGAAUAUUUUUCUAUAUUUAAAAUACUUUAAAAAUACUUUUUCAUCGUAUUUGUAUAACGGAAUAUAAAAUACUUUUGUUAGCGUUACCGUUAUAAUAUUACAAUGUAUACAAUUAUAAUUGUUUCAAAAAUAAUAUGGUUCCAUAGGAAUUUGUAAUAAGAAGAUUUGAUCAUCAAAUCUUUAUUGUUAUGACUAGGGUGCGGAUUUCAAUGUUCUAUAAAACAAGAAAAAUGCCUUAAACAAUACAAUUUAAUGCACUUAAAUUUGAUUAAACAACGUUAAAAAAUGUUGAAAAUUAUUUAAACGUUGAAAACAACGUUUUCUUAUUAGGUAUAUAAAUUUACUAAACACAACAGUGCAAAUGGUGCAAUACGAUUAUAAUAUUACAACUCGAUAAACAGCUUAUCGUUUUCUUUAUUGCAACUGGUAUCGAAUUUAUUUUCUUUUAGUAGGAAAUCAAAAAAAAUAAAUGAUCAAAUUUUCUAAAACAAAGGAAAAAUGCACUUAAAUUGCAAAAUAAAAGUUUCAUAAUUUAACUCUUUAAUGUAUGAAACGAAUUUUGUGCUUGGAAAUCAUUAAUUCAGGGCGUUCAGAAAAAAAACGCAAAUUAUAUUGUAGGUAAUCCGCACCCUAGUUAUGGCUUGUUAAUAACUCAUUAUAACAGUGCAAUCUACUUAGCUAAAGUCAACUUAAUAAAGCUCAUUUACUUACGAAAUAUAUUGAAUACAUUUGGUAACAAGAUUGAUCCAAAGGUGAUUUCUGGUAGCAAAUUUUGUAUAGUUGAUACGUUAACGAAGUUAUUUUCUUCAUUUCCCUUGAGGUUUUCUUAAUGAAUGUGAAAAGCGGAAAAAUGUACGCAAAAAUAACGGAUUUUGUUAUUUUCAACUCUGUUAAAAGUUAUCGUGGAUACUUGAAAUUCUCACCGAAUAAUCUAUGUGGUAAAAUUCAUUGAUAGCCAUUUAAAAUGUUCAAGGUUGUACUUGGUUUUAUGUGAAUAAAAUUUUUUGGCUUUUCGAAAAUACUUGAAAAUCUGACGAUGAUUUUAUCAUAAGUUGUACGUAAUGGUAAAAAAACAAGUCGAGUGUCAUUUAAAAUGAUUUAUUUGUUGAGUGUUUGAAGUUCAUAUUUGUAUGAAAGUCGUAAAAAACCUGACAAUUCAAUAUGGUUAUCCGAACUUUGAUCAGAAUCGUUUUUCGUUAGUAAUGAUUUAUCGUUAUGUACAAAUAUGAACUGAAUUACUUUGACUUUUCAAAUUUGUUUAUUAUUAUUUUACAAAUCGGUGUUUUUUUUUUUUACGAAUAUCUGUCGUUAUUUGCUCGGUUAAUUAACUCUUUAUUCGAAACCUUUCACGCCGUAUAUCUACUAUAUUUAUAAUGUACCUUGUAAAAAUGUAAACGAUUCGGAUAAUCCAUCCGGCGGCGCGACGGUCCUUUAUACGAAACAUUUUUCUAGAAAUUCCCGGAGCAGUAUUUUACAUAAAAAAAAAAAAAAAUUAAUAAACGAUCACGAUACACUGGUUUCAGACGCGAAUCUGCGUAGUACCCAGUGAUUUACAAUUUUAAAGUCCGAAGCUUAAUUAUAAAUUUCUUAAUUUGGGGGGCUCACACAUGCAUUUCAGCCUUUUUCCCCCGGGUUAUCUUGGUUUCCCGAGGAAAAGACUAAACUUAAUUCAUUUAGUAGCAUCUACUUGCAGUUAAAGACGAUUUACAGUUAUUAUGUUCCUUUUGCAUUUAUAAUUUUUUUUUUUUUUUUUUUUUGUGAGAAAGAGAUGCUAAUAUAUUUUGUCCGGUACCGAUCUACGACGAAAAAAACUUUACUUCCCAAUUUUUUAGAAAAUUGGAAAGUUUAGAAACUUACCAAUGGAUACGAGUAUAUUCCAUUUCUGCAGUAAUUUCAUCCGCACAAAUUUCUCGAACAGCAUUUUCUGUAAGUUUUCGUGACAAUACGCGGUAUUUACUGAUGAAUGACAACGGAUCAUUUUUCACGAGCAUUAGCUGCUGUAUGGGCACCAGUCGUGCUCGGCCGGUGAUUUCUAAACGGUGAAUUUAGGCAGUAAAGUUGCGAUGUUGGCGCAAUUAAAUUUGCUUAAUAAAAUGCGAAAGUCGUUGUUGAGAUAUUUUAUGCUACGAUGGUGGUACUCAAGGAAAAAAUUAUGACAAUUAAAAAAACAUUUAACGUCGAUUUUGUUAUUUAAAUUUAAAAAAAAUAAAUAAAUAAAACGAGCUGUACGCGUACAAAAAUGUGUAAUUCAAUAUGAUUUUCUACGUUAAAACAUAUUAGGUACUCAUCGUGCAUAGCUCGCGUAUAGGUUGGUAACUACUUAAUUUUUAUAGACGGACGCUUAAAAUAUAAGCUAAACAAAACGUCUUUUGGAGAGCACGGAGAAACUUCCUGCGGAAAAUCUCGAAAACAAAAAGAGCCAAGUUAAUUGGACGCAUAUUUCGCCGUCGUGUAGGUAACGACAACAAUCUCGCUUGAAUAAUAGAAGUCGCCUAUAGAAGAAGACCGCCUCUUGUAGAUUACGUAUCAGUCAAUAUAAUAAUGAAACGAACGAUUGCGGAUGAUGGGUAUUGUGAAUAUUAUUAAAAAGGAAAGUGGAGAAGCUUAUAAUACGUAGCGGAAGAUAAAGUCUACUUGUAAUCGAAUAUACAGCUCCCGAUUGCCGCCGACGAGCUCCCGGGGUACACACGCGAUGUUUUUUUCUUUUAAUUUUAAUUCGCAUUUUGUUCUACAGAUGCAGAAACACGACCGUCGACUGCGAUACGCGUAUAGUUUUUCCACGUAAAAUGCACGUCUAUAUACAGGGUGAUUUCUUUUUUUUUCUGUUAGCACUUUUCAGACCCGGAUGAUGUUAUCGAUACUGAUCGAAUUCAAGAGUGUUCGGGCCACUUAGCUGGUCGAUGGGAACGAAUAACAGUUUCAACGUUUAAUGUUCAACUAUGAGACUUCGUUCGCGAUUCGCGGGAUUCAUAUUUAGGUAUAUUUGUAAAUCAAACAUUCGGUAGGUACCCAUACCUACAGCGCUUUAUAAUAUAGCUAAAUAAUAUAAAUGAUGGUAAUGUUUACGGAUUUUCUAAUUGUAUUUAAGUAUCUUGAGUCUUAAAUUCAGGUAUUUAUUCUUACCGAGACGACUUGUGUUUUGUGUUAAAAAAAAAAAAAAAAAAUCACCCGGUAUACGUUCGAGAUUAUACUCCUAUAACGGUAGCCGAUCACGAAGUUCGUGUGUGUAUACGACUUGACAAGGAAAUAGGUACCCGUAUAGAUCGUGUGAACUAUUUUUUUUUUUUUUUAAUUUUUCUAUAGUUCUCCGAGUAUACACACGCAUACAGUCGUACUUAGGUACCUACUUGUAGUUGUCAUUAUGCGAUUUGUACGAUAGGUACCUGUAUUAUAAUAAACGUUUCGGCCCCAGGUCCCGUAAACGUAGAAGGUACUCAAAAUCGCGUGUACAUUGUUUUUUUCUUAUUAUUUUACUUUCACCACGCGCAAUCGUGUUCGCGGCAGCGUUUUUCUUUUUUUUCUUCCCCUCGUUUUAUUGUCCAUCACGACACGUGAACGCCCGUAGUCUGAUUUUAUAGAGCAAAAUUCAAAAACGAUUGAGUAGGUAUAGGAACUGCAAUAGUAUAGCCGACCGAUGAGGGGUUUUCUCUUUUCGAUUUGUAUUGUGUUUCUUGAUUUUUAAAGGCCAAAGCACGUUUGUUUUCGUUGUUUUUCGAGCGUCUUGUGAGACGGGAUUUCGGAUAAUCUUACAUGUAAUUAUUUAACAACGGAUUAUAAGUAAAUUAUUUUUACAUUAUAUAUAAUAUAUUUAAAGAGUGUGGGCUCAAAAACGGCGUGAUCGGUUUUCGGCAGCCCAGGUCGUCUGGCAGAGGAGGCGGAGGCAGUGAAGGUUCAUCCAGCAAGUCCAGGCUAGUAAAUGGCAAAGAGACCCAAAAAGGUGCUUGGCCGUGGCAAGUGAGUUUUUCGAAAAAAAUUUAAAAUAAUACAAAUAGUUGUAUACUAUCAGAGCAUUGUUUGUGGUUAGAAUUUUUCAUUUUCUAUUUUCUGGAGAAGUAAGUUUUUUUGUCAGUUAGUUUUUUUUAAAUUCAAUUAUCACCUAAAAUAUUUCAGUUUUAAAUUUUAUUAUAAAAUUAAUUCAUUAAUAUAAUAUGGAUACAGUUUAAAAAUUCAAAUGGUAUAUUUAAUAUACUGUAAUAUGGCAUGAUCACAUAAUAUUCACAAAGUAUUAAUAAAUAUAUAUAUAAUAAAACAUAAUAAAAUAAAAGAUAUUAAUUAAUAAAAAUAAUAUUAUAGGACUGUAAUAUUUCACAAACUUUUAACUUUAUGUACAAUAAAUCAUUAAACAAUUAUAAAAUUCUUUGGUAGGUAAUUAAUGAAUAAAAAUUAAUAAAACAAAAACAAGUUAGAUAAUAUGCUACAGUAAAUUAUUUUAAAUGGGGCACAUUUUCUAUUUAGGUAUCGUUACAGUUACUUCAUCCAGCAUUCGGUUUUGUCGGCCACUGGUGCGCAGGUGUACUUAUACAGCCUACUUGGGUGCUGACGGCUGCACAUUGUAUCAAAAAGUAAGUUGGAUUAAUCUUAACAAUUUAUUUUAAAACUUGUAGUAUAAAUUUUGAUUUUUAGUGAACAGUUUAGUUUGCCGUUAGCGGCUCUUUGGACUGCCGUAUUGGGCGACUGGAACAAAGACGUAGAAGAACAUACUGAAGAGCGUAUCCCAAUCGAUGAAGUAAUUAUCCACGACAUGUUUCAUAACUACCAAAAUGACAUAGGUUAAUAGUGAAUUUAAAAAAAAAAAAAUAAAUAAAAACUGAGUUUGAUAUUAUUAGUUUUAAAUGUUUUUUUUUUUCAUAUUGGCAGCAUUAAUGAAACUAUCCAGGCCAACAAACAUCACCAACACGAACGUACGAUGUUUAUGUUUACCGCCCACAACAAAUGACACACCUAUUCCCAAAGUUUGCGUCACCACUGGCUGGGGUAAAAUCAAACCUAAUGGACCAUUGUCGAGUAAACUGCGGCAAAUCAAAGUUCCAGUGCACAACACAUCCGUUUGUAGAGACAAGUAUGGACCGGCCGUACCCAUAAACGAGGGUCACCUUUGUGCUGGCCGAAUGGACGGGAAAGGUGGCGGUCCUUGUGUUGUAAGUCGAAUAAUUAUGAAGAGUUAUGUCGUUAACUGAUGUAAUCGAUCAAAAUAUUUUGCAGGGAGAUUCUGGGGGACCACUGCAAUGUUCGGGUCCAAAUGGACGAUGGUUUUUGGCUGGGCUCACAUCAUUUGGUUCGGGAUGUGCCAAACCAGGCUAUCCCGACGUGUACACAAAAUUGUCGUUUCAUUUGCCAUGGAUACUUAAGCAAAUAACGUUCUAUACUGACCAAAGAAAAUGA